Molecule: messenger RNA, 2130 nt
Organism: Chenopodium quinoa (quinoa)
Lineage: Eukaryota; Viridiplantae; Streptophyta; Magnoliopsida; Caryophyllales; Amaranthaceae
Exons: 1
Coding region: 1-2130 (709 amino acids)
Molecular function (GO): RNA-DNA hybrid ribonuclease activity; nucleic acid binding
Source: RefSeq, a predicted model, not a curated record
AUGGAAAUACUGUCAGCUAUGCUUCGAAAAGCUGAAAAGGACUCUCUCUUUACAGGAAUUCGCAUUUCUCGUGGUGCUCCUUCGAUCUCCCACCUGUUUUUUGCAAAUGAUUCUCUCCUAUUUUUGCAAGUUACUCCUGAGGCUUGUGACAAUCUUGCUGCUCUUUUGUCGGAAUUUUGUUCGUUGUCUGGUCAGGUUAUUAAUCUUCAGAAAUCCUUUGUGAAAUUCAGUCCUAAUAUUCCAUGGGACUAUCGGGAAUAUCUAGCCAGAAGUUUGCAACUCCAGAGUAAACCUUCCUUGGGUUCAUACUUGGGUUUUCCCGUUGAAUUAGGGCGGAGCAAGGUGGCAGAGUUUGGGUUCUUGAUUGAUAAAGUGGUUCAUCGUCUAUCGGCCUUUGCUUCUUUAGGUCUAUCUGCGGCUGCUAAAUUGGUCAUCAUUAACUCGGUUUUGGUCGCCUCGUUCAAUCAUAUUUUGUCUGUAUUCCGAGUUCCCUCGUCAAUUUGCUCUAAGGUGGAUAAUCUUUUAGCCCGGUUUUGGUGGAAGUCGGAUCCUCACUCAAAGGGUUUAGCUUUACGCUCGAAGUCCCUUUUGCAUUUACCAAGAGGAAUGGGUGGUCUCAGUAUUCGUCGUCUCGAGUCCUUCAAUUCUGUUUUGUUGGCUCGUCAAUGUUGGCGUAUUCAUCACCACCCUCAGCUCCUCAUUUCUAAGCUCUUGUCGGCCAAAUAUCCUUCUUUUCACCUUUCAAGUCCUAGGAGGAUCUCGGGUGCUUCGUGGGGCUGUCAAGGUUUGGUUCAUGGGUUGUCAGUCUUAUCAGAAGGGGUUGCCUGGAAGGUUGGUUCGGGAACUCAAGUUCGCAUUCUUCAAGACUCUUGGGUUCCAGGAGAGCCCGUUUUGUUUCGUGAUAAUUGUGAGACGCCUUUUCCGUCUCACGUUUCUUCUAUCAUUAAUCUGCGUUCUUAUGCGUGGGAUACCUCUUUGGUUCAUCAGUUAUUCGACUCGUCUACAGCUCAUCGUAUCUUGGCUCAGGAACGACCGAGUAGGCCGAUGGACGACUUUGUUUAUUGGAACUACUCGAAAGAUGGGACUUUUUCCACUAAAUCGGCUUAUGCCAUGCUGCUUGGGCGUCUUACCGUUUCACAUGGCUCUUCUGACAUCCCGUCUUCUUGGUGGCAGAAGUAUUGGGGUUUACCCCUUCUACCUAAGUUGCAUUGUUUCGGUUGGAAGUUACUUCACAAUGCUUUGCCUCUGGGUAGUAUCUUGCGGCUUCGGGGGAUUCCUGUUGACUCCACUUGUGUUUUCUGUUUGCAAGAUCAAGAGACUCAAGAUCAUCUUUUCCUAGACUGUCCCUUUAUCUCUAAUCUUUGGUCCACUGCUCCCAAUAUUUCGUCACUUAUUGUUUGUCGGGAUUACCCCUUUUCCAUUUGGGUCAUGGAAUUGGUGACAAAUUUGCGUCAUUCUAAGUCUUGGGAAACAUUGGUUAGCUUGUUUUCCUUCUUUUGGUCCAUUUGGAUUGCGCGCAAUCAUAAGGUGUUUCGUCAGGCUGUUAUUUCUCCAGCUCUUGUUCUUCAUUUUAUGCAAGACUGGGUCACUCGUAGUUCUGCGGCUCAGGAUUUCAGGGGUUCCUUCCAUGCUUCCAGAAUUUUUUCGGGUCCUAGAUGUGGGUCUACGUCUACUUCUUCGCUUAGUUAUCUUCACGGGGAUUCUUUGUCUUUUGAUGCUCUUUGCUUGGUGUUUGACGGAGCUUUUGAUUCUCGGGACUUUUCAGCUUGGGCUGGUUGGAUCUUUCGGCACUUGGACUCAGAUAGGGUUAUUGGCGGAGGGGCGAGGGCUUUUCUUGCGUCUUCGGCGCUUCAUUCUGAAUUGCAGACUUGUCUUUGGGCUCUUAAAGUUGUUUCUCAUCGUGGGUUUGAUAAGCUGGUUCUUUACACUGAUUGUUCAAACUUGGUCACUUAUCUUCGUGCUAAAGACAAUUGGGAUAUUUCUUGUAUUUGGCUACUUCAGGAAAUAAGGAAUCUGCUUGGUGGUUUUAAUUCCUGUGCUAUUCGGAAAGUCCCUCGGCGGUGGGUUGCUCCGGCUCAUUGGUUGGCUCUUCAGGCUCGUCAGCGUCGGUUAUUACUGUGGUCUUUUUAG